Molecule: messenger RNA, 597 nt
Organism: Fusarium redolens
Lineage: Eukaryota; Fungi; Ascomycota; Sordariomycetes; Hypocreales; Nectriaceae
Exons: 3
Coding region: 1-597 (198 amino acids)
Source: RefSeq, a predicted model, not a curated record
AUGGCCAACGACUGCCCUCUGUGUGAUUUGGCCGGGACGAAAGCUGGCUUGAAAGGACCUCAAUUCUGCGCAGCCUUAUUAACAAAAACAGUGCGCUACUACAUGGAAUCAGGGCCGGCACCUCCUCUUCCUCAAGUAAACCCCCCUCGGCCAGGACACACUCGAGGCGUAAGCCAGACUACAGUAGCAUCUAUAGCCUCUUUGAACCCUCGAGGGCAAGAGUUUCAACUUGCAGCUUCCUCAACUAGGACUGACUCUUUGCCAAAGUCUAUGGAGGGAGGCUCAAGUUCUUGUUCCAAUACACAGCCUUCAGAAAAGAGACACUCAUCUGAAGAAAUGCAGUCUCCAAAAAAGAGACAGUCAGUCGAAAAGCCCCCGUCUCCUGAGAGAAUAACUUCACCUGAAAGGAACCGAUCUUCUGGACAAAGACACCCGCCUGAAGAAAGCCAACCUCCUGAAAACAUCCCAUCGCUGGUGACGCCUCCAACACAUGCGAUGACUCCAGCCGAGUUCCUUGCACGCUCUGCGCCGACCUGGGCUGAGGUUGCUCAGGGCGACAAACGGAAAACAAGCCAGUCCUCCGAAAAAGACCCAUAA